Molecule: messenger RNA, 1173 nt
Organism: Sabethes cyaneus
Lineage: Eukaryota; Metazoa; Arthropoda; Insecta; Diptera; Culicidae
Product: probable chitinase 10
Exons: 1
Coding region: 1-1173 (390 amino acids)
Cellular component (GO): extracellular region
Molecular function (GO): chitin binding
Source: RefSeq, a predicted model, not a curated record
AUGCACCAAUAUUUCUUUUUGUUACUAUUCUUUUUGUGCCAUUCAGAAUCGAAGACUUGUAUUGAAGGCGAGACUUGCCCCCAGGAAGAGCAAUGUGAUUUGGAUAUUCGAUGUCCACGAUUUGACGAUGGGGACUCGGCGGUACUGAUACCCCAUCACGAUUGUACCAAAUUUUACAAAUGUGCCAGUGGAAGGACGUGUCAAUAUCGAUGCCCAAGCAAUCUUCACUUCAACCCAGUGGAGCUCGCAUGUGAUUGGCCGGAGAAAGCAUGUUGCGAUCCAUCUCUACCUUGUACCAGAGAAGGCUGCAUUCAAGGACUAACGUGCAAUCGUGGUUUCGAAAGUAUACCAUCAAACCAAUCAAAUCCCAUCAAACCACCAACAUACAAUAAUAACAACAGCAACAACAUACAAACUAGGAAUCAAUCCGUCGCCUACAGCACAGAUGGUUCAUUUUGCAUCGACCACAUUCAAUGUCCUUCAAACGAUAUACCAAAUAAUCCGGCUUUACUACCUCACACAAACUGCCAACAGUUUUAUAAAUGUUCAAAUGGAAAAGCAUGUUUAUUAUCCUGUCCAACAGGACUACAUUUUAGCAGGAAAUCAAACAGCUGUGAGUAUCCUAAUGUUGCCUGUUGUGAUUCUUCUGUACCUUGCACCGGUGUAGUACAUCAUGUUUCAACCAAUUGCCAAGCUGACUCACGAUGUUCCCUACACGAAGAUCCUAUGAACCCAACACACUUACGGCAUACGGAUUGUCGUUUGUUUUACAAAUGUUCCUACGGGAAAGCAUGUGAACUGUCGUGCCCAGUAGGACAACAUUUCAGCCAGGCUGACAACCGCUGCGAAUUCCCUUCCGUAGCAUGUUGCGAUCGAACUCUUCAAUGUUACCGAGGCAAUAAUGCUGCUUCGUCUCAAUCAACAUCAGUGUCUUCACCUGCUCCGGAAAUUUGGACAGAUCCUAGAAAUGCCACCGAAUGUAAACUAGACACGCGAUGCUCGUCUUCUAAUGAGAAGAGAAAUAUUUAUUUCAGACACGCAAAUUGUUCCAAGUACUAUCAAUGUAACAGCGGGUAUGCCUGCGAAUUCCAGUGCCCCCCGGGAUUACAUUUCAACGAACGAGAUAAGGUGUGCCAAUGGCCGCAGAAUGCAGCUUGCGAUAUGCUGGCUUAG